UACUUUUCCGCUUCUAUUUCACACUAAAACUCGAUGGAAACAGAAGUAGCCUAUGAGUUGCCUUCUGUCCUAAGGGUUUACAAGGAUGGCCGAGUGGAGAGACUCCGGGGCACGGCCACCGUCCCCCCGUCGCUCGACGACAAGACGGGCGUCCAAUCGAAGGACCUGGCGAUUUCGCCAGACUCUGCCGUGUCGGCGAGACUUUACAUCCCGCGAGCGGCGCUAGGUUCUCCCCUGAGGCUCCCCAUCCUUGUCUACUUUCACGGAGGCCGCUUCAUAAACUACUCGGCUUGGUCACCAACUUACCACAACUAUCUCAAUACCUUAGUCGCGGAGGCUAACGUCGUUGCUGUCUCCGUCGAUUACAGGAGGGCGCCAGAGCAUCCUCUACCGGUGGCUUAUGAUGAUUCGUGGAUUGCUCUCAAAUGGGUAGCCUCUCAUUCCGCCGGAAACGGCCCCGAGGAGUGGCUGAAUUCUCAUGCCAAUCUCGAGAAGGUAUUCCUGGCUGGAGAUAGCGCGGGCGCCAACAUAGUUCACAACAUGAGCAUCCGACUGGGAGAGGAAAAGCCAGAGGGAAUUGAAGUUCUAGGAGCUAUUAUGGUGCAUCCUUACUUCUGGGGCAAUGAAACGUUGCCUUUGGAGACCACCGAACCCGAGAAGAGGUCCUUGGUCGAACGGUCCUGGAACGUAGUGAGAAAAACCGACAUAGGGUGCGACGACCCGCUAAUAAACCCGACGAUGGACCCGAGACUGUCGGGUUUGGGUUGCAACAGGGUGCUAAUUUGUGUUGCUGAGAAGGAUGUUCUUAGACAUAGAGGGUGGCACUACAAGGAGGUGCUGAGUAAGAGUGGAUGGGCCGGAGUUGCGGAAGUGAUGGAUGCACCGGGAGAGGAUCAUGUGUUUCAUUUGUUUAAUCCUACUUGUGAUAAUGCUGUGAAUUUGAUGAAAAAGAUGGUCUCCUUCAUAAAGGAGGGCAAAUAGUGUUAGACGUAUUGGUGUUAGUAACCUCUUUGCCUGGGUUAAACCUUAUUUAUCUCUAUCUCUAUUUAUACUAAGGUGAUGAACUCA
Molecule: messenger RNA, 1068 nt
Organism: Rhodamnia argentea
Lineage: Eukaryota; Viridiplantae; Streptophyta; Magnoliopsida; Myrtales; Myrtaceae
Product: probable carboxylesterase 12
Exons: 2
Coding region: 34-981 (315 amino acids)
Molecular function (GO): hydrolase activity
Source: RefSeq, a predicted model, not a curated record